Messenger RNA from Alternaria atra, 564 nucleotides. RefSeq lists its product as uncharacterized. The coding region runs from base 1 to 564 and encodes 187 amino acids. The transcript has a single exon. NCBI's taxonomy places the organism in Eukaryota, Fungi, Ascomycota, Dothideomycetes, Pleosporales, Pleosporaceae. The record is from RefSeq and is a predicted model, not a curated record.
AUGAGCCAUUUCCUGUACAGUGGACCUCUAGACACACCAACCAGUACGCCCUCAAUCCUCGAUAGCGACGCGUCGCGCCUCUCAACUCGCCUCUGCGAAAGCCGGCUUCGAUUCAUAAAACAGGUACCGAUCGACCUCAAGAGCGAGCUUUGCUCUCCAAGAGACCGGCGAGCUGCCCUUGCUGUAUACAAUGAAGCUAUUGAAACUUCCAAAAGCACAAACGCAAACCAUCUCGACGUCGAAACAGAGGCCGAAGCCAGGAUCGAGACAAUAUUGGGGAUCAAACGCGCAGAUCCAUCCGAUCGUGUGUUCCAGAAGAGCCUUCUCUUACCCAUCGACCCGAUGUACGCAGAACCUCGCAUAGAGGCUAGCGAGGAUGGAUUAAGCUAUCACGCGUCCUGGAGGUUACAUGAAUGGCGACGAGAUGGUUGGCCGGGAUCGUAUCCAGGUAGAGCCAUUGAGAAAGAGAAGACCAUGGAGGGUGAUCCCGGCACAUGGCGCGACCAGGACUGGUCUGAUGAACCAAGCAAGGAUUGGCCGAAUUUGGGCGGCAAGACAAUGUAA